GGACGGAGGUGGUGUUCCCGCCCAGUGGGAGGAUGCGAAAUCUUCCCAGAUGAGCAUGCCGAUAUGAGCAGCCGUGCAUUGCAUUUGUGCAUGCUAGCUCUGCUUGGCGUUGCAGCUGACGUAUUGACCUUGGAUGGUGGCAACUUCACAGUCGCGCUGCGGGCAAAUCCGAGGCUGCUGCUGCUGUUCUACGCACCGUGGUGCGUGCACAGCCGGAGCUUGGAGCCCGAGUUCGUCAAAGCAGCGGACCUGCUGCCGGACGUGGUUUUGGCCAAGGUCGAUGCCAGCAUGGAGGUGGAAGUUGCAGAGGAGUUUGGAAUCGGCGCAUACCCGGGAGUCUUCCUCGUACAGAAGCACAAGUACGAGGAGUUCUCGGGCCGCCGCACGGCGGUGGCCAUUGCUGAGUGGACGCGGGGCAAAGUGGGACCCGCGCUGGAGGUGGUGUCCAGUGUGGACAAGCUGCAGGCCGCGCUGGUGAAGCGCGGAGUGCUGAGCGCGGUGGUGGCUUCCGGCUCCGACACGCUGCAGAAAGCCAUCGGAAGGGUCGCGGAAAGACACCGCGCGCUGGGCAUCUUCCUCUUCAUGCCCGAUGGCACGGACAGCGUGAAGCUGUACCGCGGCCUGAACGAAGUGCUCACUUUCGAGGUGCAGGCGCAGAAUCCGGAGGACCUGGACGCGGAGCUGCUGGGCUUUGUGCAGAGGGAGCGCCUGCCGCUCUUCGGGGAGAUCUCUGAGGAGAACUUCUACCACUACGAGACCAGCGGUUUGAAUGGCCUGCUGUGGGUGCUCUUUGCAAAUAGCACCGGGCAGCCUUGUCUUGCUGGGCAGUGCUCGACACAGGCUGCGCACCACAGCGCCUCCUUGCGGGAGGUGGCUGAGAGCUUCGGCACCAAGGUUGUUUACACCGAUGCUGCAACGCACAAGGAGUUCCUGGCCGAGGAGCUGGGGGUCCGGCAGUUUCCGGCACUGGUAGUGCAGAAGGGACCUCUGGGCCCGGCCCGCGAGCUGGAGAAGUACGUGCUUCAGCUUGACAACGCCAACGUUAAUGCUGACACCAUCACCGCUUGGUUGGAGAAGGUGCUUCCCCGACCGGCUUCGCCGGAGCGUGAGGGGCUUUGAGCCUGAGACCGAAAGC
This is a messenger RNA of Effrenium voratum, 1135 nucleotides long. The record is from the annotation of a GenBank genome assembly. NCBI's taxonomy places the organism in Eukaryota, Dinophyceae, Suessiales, Symbiodiniaceae.